UAAAAAGAGAAACAUACUUAACCAACAAUGAACCAAGAACUAUACUAAAACAUUUCAACGGCUAUAUUUUCUGUCUCAUCUUCCAAACCCUAUUCUUCUCUCUGUUCUCACCACCACAACACCGAACAAAACAUCAUCACAUUAUGAAUUUGGAGAGAGGACCCAGGUACGAUGAAUACGCUAAAUUGCGAGAGAAAAAGCUUCGACUCAACUACCAAACACAGCAACAAGAUUAUCAAGAAGAACAAGAAGAAAAAGAGAAUGUUUUUGAAUCAAAAAUCCCAACCAUAUCAACAAAACAAGUCAAGUUUCAAGUUGGUGUGUCUUCUGUAAGAAAAGGGUCUUCUCUUGUAGUUCAAUCUGUGCCGGAUUUCUCUUCAUUGUUAAGGAAAGAAAAUCGCAAACCAACGAAUAAUGCACUACCUGGUACAACGACAUUGACACCUCCGUUGAAGAACAGGAACAAAGGUUGUGGUGUUAUGUCGAGUUCAAGAGGAGGUAGUAGAUCGGUAAAUGUUAAUGCAGAGAAGAGAAAGGGUUGUGGUGGUGGCGGUGGUGGGAUUCUUACGGCAAGGAAAAGCUAUGGUAAUUUUGACGAACUGAGGAGUUUUUCUUCCGCUACUGCAAAUGCUAUCAAUGGUGAGAUUAAGAAUAACAGAGUUGUUGUGGGGAAGAAAAGUGUUUUAAGGUGUAGAGAUCUUUGAGUUUCUGCAACUUUGAAUGCUUCAAUUUUUAGUUUUUAUUCACUUUUUUUAUAUCAUCUUUUCUGGUUUCAAUUUGCAUUUUUUUAAUUUUUUGGGAGGGUGGAUUUGUAGUAGUAUUAAAGCUUCUAAGCUUGUGUGAUUUGAGUGCUGAUUAUUGGAAUAUUAUUACAGAAGAAUAGUUUUCAAUAUUCCUUGUUGAUUGGGAAUGAUUUGUUUGUUGUAUUUUUGAUGAAAUAAAUAAAUUUGUUUGUUUCUCUAUUAA
Molecule: messenger RNA, 966 nt
Organism: Lathyrus oleraceus (garden pea)
Lineage: Eukaryota; Viridiplantae; Streptophyta; Magnoliopsida; Fabales; Fabaceae
Exons: 1
Coding region: 144-704 (186 amino acids)
Source: RefSeq, a predicted model, not a curated record